Molecule: messenger RNA, 2930 nt
Organism: Nestor notabilis (Kea)
Lineage: Eukaryota; Metazoa; Chordata; Aves; Psittaciformes; Psittacidae
Gene: CEP126
Product: KIAA1377 ortholog
Biological process (GO): non-motile cilium assembly; mitotic spindle organization; cytoplasmic microtubule organization
Cellular component (GO): midbody; ciliary base; centrosome
Source: RefSeq, a predicted model, not a curated record
AGCCUUUGAAGAAAGACAGAAGCAAGCAGAAGAAAAAGAACAAAGAUUUAGAGAACAAGUUCUGCAGCAGAGGAAAAUUAAACUUCAGGAAGCAACUGAUAAGUUCCAGCGUGCUCAUCUGCCUUUUUCUCAGCACAGGCAAAUAGUCCAGACAAAAACAGCCUUUCAAUUAGAAGAAGCUCUUGAACAAAUUAAGGGAUCAGUUUUAACACCGGGACUGUGCAGAAACAAAACCACCUUCAGAACCACAGAUGACACUUCAUCCUCGUCAGCAUCUAGAAACGGUUCUUGCCAUCAGAAGCAGAUUUCAGCAAUGGUUGACUGCAAUAAAACAAUACAACAGAACAGUAGAACAAACACGGAUAGUAACCAACUUCUCUUCCAGAAAAAUCUGGAAAAAAUGCAACAGCUCCUUGAAAAACAGCAUCUCAGCAACAUGGAGAAUUUUCAUCAAGAAGUCAAGAAAACAGAUGAUUCAGAAAGCGUGUUAAGCCUCGACAGUCUUGAGGCUGGAGAACAAAGUGGAAAUUACACAACACCGAGUGAAUCAUCUUCGACUACACAGUGUGACUGUACCCUCUACAAUCCAGAAAAAUCACAGACUAGGAAUAAUGGUUUGCUUUAUACAGCUCAAAGUACUUCUUCUAAAAAUAUGCAUCUAAAUAAUUGUCUGAGAAACAUAGAUUCGCAAUACUACCACAACUUACCUACUCAUGAUCUUUUAGCUAAACAAUCUGCUGAACAUUUAAACACUUCAGAAGAGGAAUCAUCUGCUUCUGACAAAUCUGGAAAACAUUCUUCAGAGUUCUCUACCUCUGGUAAGCAAGAAGUCUCUGUAAGCAAUGUGUUUAAUUUUCUACAAAGUAUAAAACAAGAAAGCAACAAGCCGUCUUCUGGAACUGCUUCCACAUUACCCACUGGUCAUCCUGUUUUGAAUCCCAGCAAAACUUGGGCCAACCCUGAUUCUAUUCCAGGAGAAAGAGUUCAGGAUCUGAUGCAAGAUCAGAGUUUUAAAAUGACCCCACAAAACAGAAAUGUAUCUGUGCAAACCUCUAGUCAACCUAUUGCAACAUCUAUAUUCUCAUUUCCUAAUCAGGGAUGUUCCACUGGCAUUCCCAGCACAACUGAUACAUUACCAAAAGUCAAAAACAUCAGUAUGGAGUUUUUAAAAAAUACCUCAGGAAAAAUUACUGAAACAGAAGAAGAAAAUGUUAAAGAUAUUGAUUACAUUAUUCCAGGAUCAUCUUUAUUUCAGGACAUACCAAAUGCCUCAGUUCUAUGCCAUGUUAAGCAACAGCAUAACAAAGAGGAAGAAAAGGGAAAUAUGGUUGAAACUGUAUCACUGCUGUCUGAUACAGAGUUCAAUUCUCGCACUCCUGCACAGCACAAAACCCUGAAAAACAAUAUUCUAGAAAGAAAAAGAGCAAAGUUUCUUGGAAGUAUCUUAAAGAAGGAUUCUAAAUAUGAACCCAAUCAUUUCAAAGCUGUGGUUACGAACCAGGGGAUCAGUUUUGGAACACAACCCAUGUCUUCUAUCAGAGACAGUUUAGAACUGGCAAAAAUCAAAAAGAAAACUGCAGAAAAUGAAAAAUACAACAGAAAGAUUAAAUGGUGUGAUCAAAUUAAACAGAUAAUAAUAGAAAAUAACGAAAAAUGCUAUGAAAAAACCACCAGUGAAAUAUUUUCUGCACAGCUGCAAUGUGUUCAAACUAUAAAUAAUGCUCCUAAGACUAAUUUAAGUAUUGUUGCUCAACCUUCAAACCCCAUGUUCAUAAAAUAUCAACAGGAAAACUCUCAUAUAUCAAAACCAAAUGUUAAUACUGAAGAAUCAAAUAAAGAAUGCACAUCUCUGAAUAUAUUUAUGCCUACUGAAUCCGUUUCUGCUAAAAAAGCUUGGAUGGUAUCAAAUGAUGAAGAAAGUAAACCCCCAGUAUAUAGUAAUAAUUCUAAGAUUAAUGAAGGUAAUCAACUGAAAAAUAGGUCAAAAAUAGCUAGAACGAUAUCUCUAAGAGCACAGCCAAGAUUUAUGCCCAAGAAGAGAACAGGCACUAUAAUCCGACCACAGCUGGCCACAGAAACCAGCAAAACUCGAAACGCUCCAGGGAAAUUUCUAGCACCUCACCCACCAUCCACACCUCUGCCAGGAAGCAGAAGUGGUGAAAACACAGCCAGCCCUCGGUGUCAGCCACUCCUGCCUUCAAGUCUUCCAGCAACCGCUACAAGCCGGAAUGAUUUAAAUGAAAGGCAUGUUGUGUUAGCAGAUCAGGUUUUAAAUAGAAACGGUACAGAAUACAGUCAGAGUAUUACUUGUCACUCUGACUUGGCCGCUGAGAUUUCUACACCUGGCUGCAGCACGGCCAACCACAGACCUUGGGAAAAAAAUACUUGUUCUGUAAAUACUGUUCAGACAAGCGCCUGUCAGGAUCAUUCAAUAACCUGCACUGGAAGAAGACCUGUUAACACAGAAAAUGGAUUACAUCUCCAUCAUAUCCCAGCAGCUGGAAAAACAAGUACCUCCUGGCAAGGAGCACAUAGUGCCCAAGCUCCAAGAGGCUCUGCUACUGGUGCUAUUCAGCACCAAGUGUCACAUCACGAUAGUUCGCAUAACUGUCAACCUUUUAAAGAAUUGUCCCAUGUUCCCCUUGAUGUCAGCAGCCAUAUGACUAGUUUCAAAUCUGCUUCCAGGAUGAAGCAAUUGUUUUCUUUUUCUGUAAAUAGUGUUGCUCCUGCUACAAGACAAAUGCAGGUUUUUGACAACCAUGAAAAUGAACAUAGAGUUUUUUCAGAACACAGAAGACAAAGUAUAGCCUCUAAAAGACAGAAGCCUGCUCAGGAUGUACAGAAUUUGCUCUAUACUGUCCAGCUGAGUUCUUUUCAGUCUGCAUUUGAUCCACUACAAAAUAGGAAUAACACCUACAAGUCUGAUGAAG